Molecule: messenger RNA, 546 nt
Organism: Fonsecaea erecta
Lineage: Eukaryota; Fungi; Ascomycota; Eurotiomycetes; Chaetothyriales; Herpotrichiellaceae
Exons: 1
Coding region: 1-546 (181 amino acids)
Biological process (GO): protein phosphorylation
Molecular function (GO): protein kinase activity; ATP binding
Source: RefSeq, a predicted model, not a curated record
AUGUGCUUCAACCACACAGAGAACCCUGACACCAGCCAAUCUGCUCAGUUUUCGACUGAUGCGCUCAAAUUCUUGGCUCCCGGCAAAUCUAGUGUUGUCUACGCAAUCGAUGACAGAAGAGUUGUGAAGAUGUACAACUCCACCGACGACAACGAAGAUGUCAUUGAACGUCGCGCAUACGACCGUCUCGGCGUCCACCGCAACAUUGUUAAGUGCUUCGGCUGGAACGACGGCGCGAGGGUGCUCGAACGCGGCCAGAUACUACGAGGGAUUUGUCGACAGCACGGUGCAGCCCGGAUCUCCUUGCGGCGGAAGAUUCGCUGGCUGAUCGACUUUGCGGAGGGCGUCCGACACAUACACGACAAGUCAAUAGUUCAUGCUGAUGUCGGAUGUCACAAUGCGGUCUUGACAAAGCAUGAUUGCUUGAAGAUCAUCGACUUCGAAGGUUGCAGCAUGGACGGCGGAGAAGCAGGUUCGGCAUAUGAAUGGUUCAGCUACCGACCAUCGACGCCGAAAAUCAGCAAACAAACGGAUAUUUUCGCGUAA